AUGUUGGACUACGUGGGCGGCGUUCUCCACUGCGAUGGCAUGGACCUGGUGACCCUGACCUCGGACCUCGGGGCGAAGGGCAUCACCACGCCCUACUUCCUCUACAGCGAGGGGCAGAUAAGGGACAAUGCCAACGGCUACCUGUCGGAAAUCCCCUCCGACCUCCGCGAUCGCAUCGUGGUCGGCUACGCCCUGAAAGCGAACCCGAACCCUGAGAUCCUGGGCGUGCUGCGCCGCGCGGGAAUGGGAGCAGAGACCGUCUCGGGGUCGGAGGUGCGCCUCGCCCGGCGGGAGGGAUUCCCGCCCCUGCUCAUCAUGUACAACGGCAACGGGAAGGAAAUCUGGGAGAUCCUCUACGCCGUGAAGGAGGGCUGCCUCAUGAACAUCGACUCCCUCUUCGACGCCGCGCGGAUCGCCCGCGCCUGCGACGAGCUCGCGACCCCCGCCUCCCUCCUCCUCCGGGUGAAGGCCAACCUCCCGCAGCCGGACUCGGUCCAUUCGCACGGGACCGCCGCCGGUUCCAAGUGUGGCGUGGAGCUCGAUGACGUCGAGGAGGUGAUUCCACCACUUUUGGCCCGAUGGGCCAUGAGACGCCGAAAAAUUCCCCGCAAAAAAAAUUUCCCUCUUCAAUCCCGUUCCAUCCAGAUCCUCGAGCUGAUAAAGCGCCACCCGCUGAUGAAUCUGGUCGGACUUCACUCCCACCUCGGCAGCACCAUCACGGACCCCUCGACCCUGGUCGAAAACUUCCGCUUCCUCGCCGGCCUCGGGGAAAAGCUCCGCGCGGACGGCUGGACGAACCUGGACACCCUGAACCUCGGAGGCGGCCCCGCCAUCGACUACCGGCGAGACGGUUCCACCCACGCACCCCCGCCGUGCGAUCUCAUGCGUCACGUCGUCUCCGCCUUGAGGGAAGCCGCCUUCCCCUGGCGACUGUGGCUCGAGCCCGGCCGUUCCAUCGUCGGCAACGCAGCCGUUCUGGUGACCCGCGUCCUGGGAACGAAAGGAAACGCCAAGCGGAAGCAAUUCCUGGUUGCGGACGCGGCCAUGACCGACUUCUUGCGGCCGUGCCUCCCUGGCACUUACCACCACAUCAGCCCGGUCGUCCAGAGCCGACACGAGAAGCAUCCACGAAUAAACGUUCAAAUUUUAAUAUUUUUUCUAACGAAGCAUCGGCCGUCUCAGGAAUCGGACGAGAUGGACGUGGUCGGCGGCGUCUGCGAAUCCUCCGACGCGAUGGGGCGAAACCGGCGCCUCCCCCGCUCCCUCCCGGAAGGGAGCCUCCUCGCCGUCUGGGACGCGGGCGCGUACGGGAUCGUGUUCGGGUCCAACUACAACCUCCGGCCCCGGCCGGCCGAGGUCAUGGUCUCGGGGCGGGGAUGGAAGGUCAUCCGGCGCAGGGAGACUUUCGAUGACUUGGUCCGGCUCUACGACAAGUGCGAUUGA
Molecule: messenger RNA, 1443 nt
Organism: Darwinula stevensoni
Lineage: Eukaryota; Metazoa; Arthropoda; Ostracoda; Podocopida; Darwinulidae
Source: the annotation of a GenBank genome assembly